GCCCCUUCGCAUGUCUCUCCCUUUUCCCAGCCCUCCCCUUUGCAUCUCAGCUGCUCGCAUCUCAACCCCUUCGCACCCUCACCCCUUUGCAUCUUCACUCUUUCACUCCCCAAACCCUCUUAAAGUCUCUAUUAUUAUUAUUUUAAUUUACGGGGUGCACCUUUGCCUUUCCCACCUUUUGCUUCAACCCCAUCCCUUCUCCCUCUACACCCACCUAUAACAUCUCCGGGCUGUCCCCUACCCCUCUUCUCCCCCAUUCCCAUCCCCACUCCCCAGUCCCGGUGCCGGUCCCGGAGCGGAGCCAGGCGCGCCCCCACCCCCCCCCCCCGGCUCGGAGCCACCCGCGAUGCCGCCGCCCGCGGGGCCGCUGCUGCUGCUGGGGCUGGCGCUGGGGCUGGGGGCCGGGGCGGGCGCCGGGGGGGGCUGCCAGCUGCCGGCCGAGUGGCGGCCGCUGAGCGAGGGCUGCCGAGCCGAGCUGGCUUCCAUCAUCGUUUACGCGCGGGUGUUGGCUCUUCACCCCGAUCCCUACGGGGCUUACAAUUAUCUGCCCUGGCAACGGGACCCCCCCUCCGGUGCCAGCUCGCAGCACAACCCGGGAGGACUCUUUUAUUCGGCUGAGAUCGAGCUGCUGUGCGACCAAGCGUGGGGCAGCAUGCUGGAGGUGCCCGCCGGCUCCCGACUCAACCUCACCGGGCUCGGCUACUUCUCCUGUCACUCGCACACCGUCAUGCAGGGCUACGCUUACUUCUUCUUCCUUCGCAUGGAUGAGAAUUACAUCCUCCUGCCGCAUGGGGUGAACUUUCAGGAGGCGAUUUUCCCGGACACCCAGGAGAACAGGAGGAUGUUUGCCAGCCUUUUCCAGUUUUCCAACUGCUCGCAGGCACAGCACGCCCUGAGCUUCUCCAGCGACUGGGAGAUCCAAGAAGACAAUCGACUCAUGUGCUCCUCGGUCCAGAAAGCCCUGUUUGAGGAGGAGGACAGAGUGAAGAAGCUGCAGCAGAAGGUGGCAACGUUGGAGAAGCGCAACAAACAGCUGCGAGAUCGGGUGAAGAAAGUCAAGAGGUCUCUCCGGCAAGCUAGGAAAAAUACCAGGCACAUGGAGUUGAUGAACAGAAAGCUCAGUGAGAAACUUGCCUCUGCAGGUGGUCAAAUUCCCUAUAUUAACUCUUUAAAGCAGGAAAACUCACAUGCUACCUACCUUAAAGUAUAAUGCAAGGGUAAUGCAAGAGUUCAGGCCAAUGAUAAUGGCAAAUUUUGCCUGUGUUAGAUCAGGAUCUGGCCCUUACACCUUGUCUGCACUGCUUCAAACCUUGCAUGGAAAAUGAAUCUGAACUUGCUCUAGACACAGUGCUAGAUUAAACAGGAAUGCAAACUGGAUUUGUCUGGGUACUGGAGGAACAACCCCAAACUAAGUCCAUGGUGUUCUGGGUACACAUAGGUCCAGACUGUAAUAUAAAGCCCACUGUGCUUCCUGGUCCUCAUCCCCCUGCCUCUGUCACCAGUUUUAGGUUUCCCUAUGGUGGGGUGGGUGUGAUGGAAGUUCUGCCAGGCAUUUGACAUGGGAGCUCUUCUAGUGAUCUGAUGCCAACUUACCUUCUCUAUAUGGACUGGGCAAGCAAGUGGAUGUACAGAGAUGUAUGCUGCAGGAAGGAUAAAGGCAUAAAUGCUCUUUGCUCCAUCAUGAUCCCCUUCAUCGUGCCUUAAGCUUGACUAAAGACUAUAUUCUGUAUAUGAGCACAGGCUAUGUCCAGGACACAUAGUCAGUUUGGGCCCUUAUUCAAAAUGAAAUGCAAAUGUGCCCAAACUGUCUUAAGACUAAGUAUUUCUUAAUGUUCUUAAAAUAAUAAUAAUAAUAAAAAUCUAAUAUUUUUUCAUUUUACCAGGACAUGCCUUAAGAGUCAUAGUAACUCCUUCAGGUGCCUUUAGUGUUGUUCAGCCAAUGGAGCUGGAGACCUAUCAAUCUGAGUCUGUGUCUGGGACCUAAUCCAACUCCUACCAUCAGGAAUGGAUUUAGCCUAGGUUUAGUGGGUGCUGGAUCAGGUCUGAUGGACGAUUUCAGAUCCUGUUUUCAAGCAGGUUUAACUUACAGUGUGGACAAGGCUUCAAGUUUUGUAAUCACUGUUUGAGGUAUAAAGGAGGUUGCUGGGCAGCCUCAUUUAGUUAUGCUUAGAUGCUGUAGAAAUCACAUCAAUAUCAACAGGGCAUUAAAAAAUUAAGGUAGUUUAUAUAUGUAUAUAUUCUAAAAUCCUAUAGAAAAUAUUUUUAUUACACAUUUGAUAUAGUCUAAUUUCUUAAAAUAUGAAGCAAAUCCCAUUUCUUGGUUAUCUCAUUAAAAAAGUCCAUCAUGUUCUUUAUUAGACGUUUACAAAACAAAAAUUCUGUUGAAGCAUCAUAGGUUAAGGCUCAGCAACCAUGACUAAUAUAUUUUUCAGCUAUGUUAAUGUACCAGAGAAUGUCUUUGGUCAUGGUAGUUAAACAACCUUCCUUCAUAACAGGGCACCGUAAGGAAUGGAAAAUGAAAGAAGAGUUGCUGUGUCUUCUUUCCCUUCUCAAAAUAGUUUUUCUUUCCCCAAACAUGAGCCUCAGGAGUAGAUAAGUCUCAUGCUUUUCAACAGAGGCAGAGAGUCCUUGCUUAGCAUCAGGCAAUACUGACAAUUUACCAGGGCUAAACCUGAUUUAUACGUGAUAGACCAAUCCAGAUGAACUUUGAUAUAGUUGUAAGGUCCUCAGAAAUAACAAUGUGGAAACCAUCAUUCUUCUCCUAACUCCCCAGGCUUUGCCAGAUCACUGCAUGGUCUCCAUGCUGUUUCUCAGAGAUUAAAAAUAGAGUAUAUCCAGGUUGCAGCUCUGUUGGACCACGCUUUAACUAUCCCCACACUUAGGAAAAUCCCAUAUCAGCUUUCAGCCAUGAGCUUCAGUCCAAGCUAAAGCUCAGAAGUUAAGCCUUACGUUGGCUUCUAGGAUGCUGCUGAGUUUAAUUACCUUCCAGACUUGCUCCUUUUGGAAAUAGAGCUUUCCCUUCCCCAUUCCCCCCUUGAAAUAAUAUUGGCAUUUCUUAAGAUUCUGACUCCUCCACAAGCUUCAAAGGCUUUGCAUACCAAAUCAGCACAAUUUAAGUUGUUUUAUGCUGUAGUCAGCAAUGCUGUUUCCUGAGAACUACAACUGACAUAAGGCUUCCCUAGAAGCCAUCAAGAGAUUUUAACUCUAAAAUGUAAAUUUAUAGGAAAGUAUCUAGUUUUGUUGUUUUGUUUGUUUCUGGUUCCUACACUGCUGUUUGAAUAAGUUAACUGUUUUUUCCUGGUAUAGGUAUUAAAAGCUUGUGGGUCUUGUUGUUUGUUAAUAAAAGUAUUCCCCUUUAUUCA
Messenger RNA from Gallus gallus (chicken), 3362 nucleotides. It is a transcript of the gene CCDC3, whose product is annotated as coiled-coil domain containing 3. The record is from RefSeq and is a predicted model, not a curated record. Gene Ontology annotation, cellular component: extracellular region. The transcript has 3 exons. Gene Ontology annotation, biological process: negative regulation of gene expression. The coding region runs from base 347 to 1210 and encodes 287 amino acids. Lineage: Eukaryota; Metazoa; Chordata; Aves; Galliformes; Phasianidae.